UGUGGAUCCAGUGUAACUUCCAGUCAAAACAACAUUGUGUAUGUGUGGAAACACAGAAAAGACAGCAUGGAACUGGUGAUCUGGCGUGAUGUGACUGUUUUGCUCUCACUGUGGCAGUGCAUAGAAGACUUGGUAGCCGCCAAAGAAUGGACAUAUGCAGGAACUGCAGGUCAAUCAGAAUGGCCAGUUUUGUUCUCAGACUGUGGCGGGUCCUCUCAGUCCCCCAUCAAUGUGGAUACUUCCAAAACUGUUUAUGACCCAUCUCUUCCUAGGAUACGGUUGCUAGGAUAUGAGCAAUAUGGCCAUGUACCCUUCACACUGUCUAACAAUGGUCAUACAGUGGUGAUGCUGUUGCCAAGUUGGAUGGGCUUGUCUGGUUUGCCAUGGCAGUUUAGUGCUGUUCAGCUCCACCUGCACUGGGGCAAUGGAGUGGGUGUGGCUACAGGAAGUGAGCAUAGCAUUGACGAGCAGAGUGCUUCUGCAGAGGAAGGAGAGAAAAACAAUAAGGCAUAUGCCAACAUCUUCAAUUACCUAAACCGCAUCAGGUAUUUAGGACAGAAGGUGCUCAUCCCAGCAUUUGAUGUGGGGACCCUGCUCCCCAGAGACCUGAACCAAUAUUUUCGCUACAGUGGCUCACUUACCACACCUCCAUGCCACCAAAGUGUGCUUUGGACUGUCUUUGUUGAGACGGUCAAGAUCUCUCACUCCCAGUUGAUGAAGUUGGAAACAGUGCUGUACUCCAGCAGACCCGGCUCUAACCCCAAGCCAUUACAAGAUAACUAUCGCACCACACAACCUCUCAACAACAGGACAGUGCUCUCCUCCUUUAUCCCCGUUUCUGCAUAUAUCUACACAUCUGGUGAAAUCUCAGCCAUUGUGUUGGGCUGUCUGUGUGGUUGUGUAGGCUUGGCUGCCAUAGUUUUCUUCAUCAUAAGGAAAAUUCAGACUAAGGACACAGCAAGAGACAUGGCAUUAAGGAUGACCUCUCACCAUGGGAAAAAUGAAGAGACCACACCAUAGCCUUAAAUUUAAUCUAUAGCAUCUGAAAUUUCACUGUUUGCGUUGACUGACCAUUGGGUGGCACUCUAAACAAACCUCUAAACACCUUAUUGCAUUUAGAAGAUUUGCACCUAUUUUAACCUUAACUCUAAAAUGAAAUCUCU
Clarias gariepinus (North African catfish) is the source of this 1163-nucleotide messenger RNA. It is a transcript of the gene ca14, whose product is annotated as carbonic anhydrase XIV. The coding region runs from base 67 to 1020 and encodes 317 amino acids. Gene Ontology annotation, cellular component: plasma membrane. NCBI's taxonomy places the organism in Eukaryota, Metazoa, Chordata, Actinopteri, Siluriformes, Clariidae. The transcript has 10 exons. The record is from RefSeq and is a predicted model, not a curated record. Gene Ontology annotation, molecular function: carbonate dehydratase activity; zinc ion binding.